Molecule: messenger RNA, 471 nt
Organism: Ilex paraguariensis (yerba mate)
Lineage: Eukaryota; Viridiplantae; Streptophyta; Magnoliopsida; Aquifoliales; Aquifoliaceae
Source: the annotation of a GenBank genome assembly
AUGAUCAAGCUGAGAUCAAAGAGGUUUUCCAGAAGCAAGUCUAAGAUAAACGUAGGCACUAGUGGUGGUAAUAGUGGCAAAGGGUGUGUAGGUGGUGGUGAAAUCAAAUGGGAACUACGUCCUGGUGGCAUGCUUGUUCAAAAGAGAGAAUGUGAAGGUGGUGUUGGAGAAGGGAUGAUUACAGUUAGAGUCUCAACAGUUUCACAGUGGCAUCAUAUAUCCAUUGAAGCAACUUCAACAUUCGGAGAAUUAAAGAUCAUAUUGUCAUUGGCAACUGGUUUGAAGCCACAAGAACAAAGAGUACUGUUCAAAGGGAAGGAGAGAGAAGAUUAUGAAUACUUACACAUGGUUGGAGUUAGAGAUAAGGACAAGGUGCUGUUGUUAGAAGACCCAGCCAUCAAGGAGCAGAAACUCCUUGAACUGGCUAGAGGAAGAGGCAUUAGGACUCCAUAUUGCUCUAUUACUGUCUAA